Didymodactylos carnosus is the source of this 300-nucleotide messenger RNA. The record is from the annotation of a GenBank genome assembly. Lineage: Eukaryota; Metazoa; Rotifera; Eurotatoria; Philodinida; Philodinidae.
AUGCGUUCAAGUUCGGUCUUGGCAAUUGUUGUUGUAUUAUUGGUUUGCUUGUUCAAACACGGAAAUUCGGUACCAGUGGAAAUGGAAACAACAACAGCCAUGACAACUGAGUUUACAGCAACGGAAAGUUCAAGAAAAGAUAUCGUGUUUAAUUCAACAGAAGGUGAAAUGGAAAAGCCUAGAUAUCCUCAUGAUGGAUAUUGUGGCCAUUUAGAGGAGGCAUGCAGUGAUGAACGUCGGUGUUGCCCUGACUUUGAAUGUUAUCACAGCGAAGGUCGAUGUAUUUAUUUAAUGCAGUGA